Sporothrix brasiliensis 5110 is the source of this 1035-nucleotide messenger RNA. RefSeq names its product thiamine biosynthetic enzyme. The record is from RefSeq and is a predicted model, not a curated record. Gene Ontology annotation, biological process: thiamine biosynthetic process. Bases 1 to 1035 code for a protein of 344 amino acids. NCBI's taxonomy places the organism in Eukaryota, Fungi, Ascomycota, Sordariomycetes, Ophiostomatales, Ophiostomataceae. The transcript has a single exon.
AUGGCUCCCAGCGCAGUGUCCCAUGAGUCCGGCUCGCCGGUCGGUGCUUUUGCCACUCCGGUUGUCCAGAAGACUCUUCUCAAGGAGAACAAUGAUGGCAACACUGCCAACACUGCCAACGGUGCCAACGCCGCUACACCUCUUGGCGACGAGGUCAAGGCCUUGUUUGGCCGCUGGGAGGACGAUUUCACGUUCGCGCCGAUCCGCGAGAGCCAGGUCUCGCGUGCCAUGACGCGCCGCUACUUUGCCGACCUCGACGCCUACGCGGAGUCGGACAUUGUCAUCGUCGGCGCCGGCUCCUGCGGUCUGAGCGCGGCCUACACGCUGGGCAAGCUGCGCCCGGACCUGCGCAUUGCCCUCGUGGAGGCGGGUGUCGCCCCGGGCGGCGGCGCGUGGCUGGGUGGCCAGCUGUUCUCGGCCAUGGUGAUGCGCAAGCCGGCCGAUGUGUUUUUGCGCGAGGUCGGCGUGCCCUACGACGACGAGGGCGACUUUGUUGUGGUGAAGCAUGCCUCGCUGUUCACGUCGACGGUCCUGUCGCAUGUGCUGCGCUUCCCCAACAUCAAGCUGUUUAACGCGACGGCCGUCGAAGACUUGAUUACGCGUCCCGCCGUCGACGGCGACGACGCCGAGGGCGUCCGCAUUGCCGGCGUCGUCACCAACUGGACCCUCGUGUCCCUCCACCACGACGACCAGUCUUGCAUGGACCCCAACACCAUCAAUGCGCCCGUCGUCAUCUCGACCACGGGCCACGACGGCCCCAUGGGCGCCUUUUCGGUCAAGCGCCUCGUCAGCAUGCAGCGCCUCGAGAAGCUGGGCGGCAUGCGCGGCCUCGACAUGCAGCUGGCCGAGGACGCGAUUGUCAAGAACACGCGCGAGGUGGUGCCCGGGCUGAUUGUCGGCGGCAUGGAGCUGUCCGAGGUCGACGGCGCCAACCGGAUGGGUCCGACGUUUGGUGCGAUGGCGCUGAGCGGCGUCAAGGCGGCCGAGGAGGCGCUGCGGGUGUUUGACCUGCGCAAGAAGCAGAAUGAGAACUAG